Messenger RNA from Plasmodium malariae, 1467 nucleotides. RefSeq names its product UBX domain, putative. Gene Ontology annotation, cellular component: endoplasmic reticulum. The transcript is spliced from 3 exons. The record is from RefSeq and is a predicted model, not a curated record. NCBI's taxonomy places the organism in Eukaryota, Apicomplexa, Aconoidasida, Haemosporida, Plasmodiidae. Gene Ontology annotation, molecular function: ubiquitin binding. The coding region runs from base 1 to 1467 and encodes 488 amino acids.
AUGGAUGAAAGCGUGCGGUUAUUUAUGGAAGUGACUAAGGUGACAAAUGAAAAGGAGGCAAAGGAAAUAAUAAAAACAUGUCAAGGGAAUUUAGAAGAAGCAAUAAGUACGUACCUUAGCAAAGUGGAUUUCCAGAAUUUAGAUGAGGUAUCCACUCCAAUGGGUUUUCCAGAAGAUAGCCAAGGCAGUGUAAGACAGAGGAGAGCACAGGAAGAAGGAUGCAAAGAUAAUAUUUGUGAAAGGAGUGGUGAGAAGAUAGAAAGGACAAAUUUCUUGUAUAUCCUUAAUCAUAUAGGGAGAAUAAUAUGUCCUUUUUUUAAAAAUAUUUGUAAUAUCAUUACUACUUGUUUUAAAUUGUUGAGUACAUAUAUUUUAAGUUCAGAUAAAGAAAAUACUUUCACGAUGUAUUAUGAAAAUAUGUAUGGUGAAAAACAUGUAAAUUUUUUCAAAGGGACUUUAAGUGAAGCAAUAAAUAAAUCAAAAAAAGAGGAAAAAUUAUUAUUGGUUUAUUUACAUAUAGAAAAUAAUGAAAGCUCUUAUUUUUGUAAUUCAGUUUUUAAUAAUGAGGAUAUAAAAUUAUUUUUUGAUGAAAAUUGCAUUUUAUAUGCACAGGAUAUAUCAACAGGUGAUAUAAAAGAGUUAAGUGAUAUUAUGAAUGUUUUUAUCCUUCCACAAAUUAGUAUUAUAUUAACAUGUUAUGUAAAAGAAUAUAAAGAAUUGUCCAUCAUUUAUGGUACACCAGAUAUUAGUCAUAUUAUUAAUUGUGUUACUCAUUGUAUUGAACAAAUGCAAAUGAAAAAAGAAAAUAUAAAUAAUUUGAAAAAUAAAAAUUAUAAUGAUAGACUUAUUAGAGAAGAACAAGAUAGGGAGUAUCAAGAAGCAUUGAGAAAAGAUAAAUUAAAAGAAGAGGAGAAGAAAAAAAAAGAAAACGAAAAAUUCAACAAAUUGGAGUUGAAAAAAGAUAUAAAGAAAAAGAGACAAGAAAAAAUUAACAAAUUUCCCUUACCCAUUAAGGAAAACGAACAAGUUACAAAAAUAUGUAUACGCUUGCCGAACGGCAUUAAAAUUCAAAAUAAUUUUAGUGUCAAUCACACCCUAGAGGAUGUGUACGACUGGGCAGAGUGUUAUGAGUUCUUGGCGGAUAGAAAUAGUAGUACCAGCAAUACCAACAGGAAUAGCAGUAGUAACAACAACAAUAACAGCAAUAGCAGUUGUAACAACAACAAUAACAGCAAUAGCAGUUGUAACAACAACAAUAAUAGCAAUAGCAGUUGUAACAACAACAAUAAUAGCAGCUGCAAUACCAUUGGCGGUAAUAACAAUGUUAGUAUUCCCUACAAAUUCGAGCUCAUCUGUGGUCAUACCAAAUCAGUGCUACAGAAAACCAAAAAUAAAAUAAAAGAGUAUGAUUUGUACCCUAACGCAGUUCUUAACAUGAAGUCAAAAGACUCAUCAGAUGAGGAGUGA